CAGUCGGCGCUCCCGGGCUCUGCCGGCGGAAGAGAUGGAGCAGCGUCACGGGCGCCCGGCCCCUUAAAACGCUGCCGGCUGGAGCCGCCUCCCUGCCUGCAGCCCGCGGCGGGGAUGGAGUAAAAGGAGUCGCGUCGACCUGCCCGCGCGGAUCAGUGAUGGAGUUAAAGCCAUCCCUGUCCACCCAUUUGGAAGCCGAGAAGCCUCUGAGGCGCUAUGGGGCGGUGGAGGAGACAGCGUGGAAAGCCGAGGGACUGGGGAGAAGUCAACUGGACAUCAUCUCCAUGGCAGAGACAACCAUGAUGCCAGAGGAGAUUGAGCUGGAGAUGGCGAAAAUUCAGCGUCUGCGGGAGGUCUUGGUCCGGCGGGAGUCUGAGCUCAGGUUUAUGAUGGAUGACAUCCAGCUCUGCAAGGACAUCAUGGACCUGAAGCAGGAGCUACAGAACUUGGUCGCCAUCCCAGAAAAAGAGAAAACCAAGCUGCAGAAGCAGAGGGAGGACGAGCUGAUCCAGAAGAUCCACAAGCUGGUACAAAAGAGAGACUUCCUGGUGGAUGAUGCGGAGGUGGAACGUUUACGGGAACAAGAAGAAGACAAGGAAAUGGCCGAUUUCCUGAGAAUCAAGUUAAAACCUCUAGACAAAGCAACCAAAUCUCCAGCCAGCUCCCGGGCAGAGAAGAAAGCAGAGCCCCCACCCAGCAAGCCCACGAUGGCCAAGACGGGACUGGCACUCAUCAAGGAUUGCUGCGGGGCCACCCAGUGCAACAUCAUGUAGCCCCCAUGCGGGGUGCCUCCGGGGCCACAGGGACCACCCUCCCACCCUCUUGUCUUCAUAACCCUCAGCGCACCAGGGCCUAAGAGCUCUACAAGGUGGAAGGGGUUGAAGGCAAGCCCAUGACUGUCACCAGGGGCCAUGAGUGCGGUGGUGGGCCCAGCCGCCCUGUACAGAGUGUAGCAAUAGGGAGUUCCCCUCUGUCGCAUGGCCCUCCCCAGAGCAUGCCGAACCCAGGAAUCUGUCUCACUGUUUAUCCAACCACUGGGAAAGGUCCUUCCUUGAAAAAGUAUAUCUCCACUUCUAUCUAGCUGUAUCUAACCCACCAUGCGAGUGAACUGGGAGAAGGAUGUGGUCCCUAGGCGUGUACAGUCAUGACCUCUCGACAAUUCAUCAUCAUGUGGGACACCCCCCAUCCCACCCUCCUAGCUCUGCUGUCAGGCCUGUCCCCAGCGGGCAUGGCCCCCUCCCCUGUCUCUCCUCUCCCCAUUGCCCCAUUGUCUCUCAGCUGCCACAUAGAUCUGGCAUUCUUGGGGACACAGAGGGGCCAUCUGUAGAGUACGCUUGUGUGGGGCGUCGUGGCCACGCCUCCCACUUGUUCCCGUCCCGUGUCUGGGCACAGCUUGGGAUCAGGAGUGUGUCCGUUGCACUCUUGCCUUGCCUUUCCCUUGCAAUGUCUGCCCCAGGUGUUUGGUGGAGAGUGAGGCUGGGGAGGCCUGGGCUGGAGCAGACCCAGUGCUCAGAAGAGAUAGCUGAGAGCUGGAGGCCCCAACGCCAAGGCCAGGGAGGAUGAGAAGGGGUCCCAGAGCGGAUGCUGACCAAGGCGCUCUCCACCCACCCCACCCCAACCCCACAGCAGGGUGCCACUCACCAGCCCAACACACAGACCUCCGGAAAGAGCAGCGGCAGGCGAGAGAGGCAGCCUGACCCACCCGUGUCCCGUCAUUUGGUGGUGUAGUUUAACCAGCCUCACAAUUCCACCCGUGUAACUCAAUGUACAUUUGCUACAGCCAGCCAGGCACAGCCGUGUGACCGAUCUGUACCAGUGUGUGUGUCGUGACCGGCCUCAGUAGUUAGCGUAACUCAAGAUUCGCUGAUGUGCAAUCAUCCAUAGGAGAAAAUAAAAAUGGAAACCACGUACACGGCAUUUUUAAAGUUUUUACUUUUUUUCCUCUUGAUUAUGGAAGUAAUCCUUGUACAUAGCAGAUCAUUUAGACAGUACAGAAAGUAUAACAUUUUUGUUUGUUUGUUUAAAAAAAAAAAAAAACCCAUAAACCCUCCAACUAGAGACCAGCUCUGACAUUUUGGCUUAUUUCCUUUCGGUGUCUUUUUUAUGCAUUUUUAUCAUGAUUGGGGUAUCAUACUGUACUGUUUUGUAACCGUUUUUUUUUCUCUUAGCAUUUUAUCACCAUCAUUCUCCCAUGUCAUUAAAGCCCUCUGUAAACAUUAAACACGCUUCAUAAAUAUU
This is a messenger RNA of Choloepus didactylus (southern two-toed sloth), 2238 nucleotides long. It is a transcript of the gene BMERB1, whose product is annotated as bMERB domain containing 1. The record is from RefSeq and is a predicted model, not a curated record. The coding region runs from base 159 to 773 and encodes 204 amino acids. The transcript has 6 exons. Lineage: Eukaryota; Metazoa; Chordata; Mammalia; Pilosa; Megalonychidae. Gene Ontology annotation, cellular component: microtubule cytoskeleton. Gene Ontology annotation, biological process: negative regulation of microtubule depolymerization.